Molecule: messenger RNA, 1485 nt
Organism: Triticum dicoccoides
Lineage: Eukaryota; Viridiplantae; Streptophyta; Magnoliopsida; Poales; Poaceae
Product: acetylajmalan esterase-like
Exons: 5
Coding region: 50-1171 (373 amino acids)
Molecular function (GO): hydrolase activity, acting on ester bonds
Source: RefSeq, a predicted model, not a curated record
AAUCCUGACAACACAUCCAGAUCUUCUAGAGAAGUUCUGGCAACCAAGCAUGGCUGCUGCAUCUUCUCGUGCCAAGCUCCUCCUGACCUUGGUCUUGCUGCAGGCUCUGUGGGACUCGGCCGCGCCGGCCUGCUCCAUCGACGCCAUCUACAGCUUCGGGGACUCCAUCGCCGACACCGGCAACCUCCUCCGCGAGGGCCCCGUGGGCUUCUUCUCCUCCAUCGGCAGCUACCCCUACGGCCAGACCUACCGGAAGCCCACCGGCCGCUGCUCCGACGGCCUCCUCAUCAUCGACUACUUCGCCAUGGCGCUCGACCUGCCGCUGGUCAACCCGUACCUGGACAAGAGCGCCGACUUCAGCGGCGGCGUCAACUUCGCGGUGGCCGGCGCGACGGCGCUGGACCGCACGUACCUCCUGCAGAACGCCAUCGUGAUGCCGCCGGGGAACACGCCGCUCAGCUCCCAGCUCGACUGGUUCAAAUCGCACCUCAACGACACGUGCCAGCAAGAUUGCGCGAAGAAGCUGGCCGGAGCCUUGUUCUUGGUCGGGGAGAUCGGCGGGAACGACUACAACUACGCCUUCUUUCAGAAGAGGUCCAUCGAGGCCGUCAAGGCGUACGUGCCACUGGUCGUGAAGAGCAUCAUGGACGUCGCAAAGGAGGUGAUCGAGCUGGGAGCGACCCAGAUCAUCAUCCCGGGGAACUUCCCGAUAGGGUGCUCGCCGAGCUACCUCUCCCUCUUCUCCGCCGCCGGCUCCACGGACCACGACGAACGGGGCUGCCUCAAGAGCUACAACGCCUUCGCCGCGUACCACAACGAGCAGCUCCAGGCGGCCAUCGUCGACCUCCGCAUGGUCAACGCCGACGUCUCCGUUGUCUACGCCGACUACUACGGCGCCUUCCUGCACCUCCUCGACCACGCCUCCGUCCUAGGGUUCGACGAGGGGUCGCUGCUGAAGGCCUGCUGCGGCGCCGGCGGGGAGCACAACUUCGACAUGGACAUGAUGUGCGGCGGGCUCGGGGCGAGCACGUGCGCCGACCCGGCACGCCACGUGAGCUGGGACGGCAUCCACCUCACACAGCAGGCCUACAGGGCCAUGGCGCUGUCGAUCCUCAUGGAAGGGUUUGCCCAGCCUGCCGAAAGCGUGCAGGAUAUAUGGAGCUGCUGGUGAUAGCUCAUGGAGCUCGCGCGCGUUGUUCUAGGUUCUAGCACAACUAGUCUAGCGUCGUCAUCGAUGGGUUGCCUUCGCUCGGUUUGCUUGCGGCUUGCAAAUGUCAGCUCCAUUUUCGGUUACGAUCACACAAUCUCACAGCAUCCCUCUUCUUGGUUUCCUUGAAAAUAUAGGGCCAUGCCUUAAUUUAUCGUUCACAUGCCAGGCGGUGCACCUGCGGUGCGCGUUGUAGGAUGCUUAAACCUGUUGUACUCUCAGCUUGCCACACGGGGGGCUUCUUGAGUCACUGGUUUAGAUGAUGUUUGUUGAUGCGA